ACAGAGCUUAGUUGGCCCGCUUGUCGAAUUGCUCACACAGAAAAGCAUGCAGCCUCGAAACGCACCUCAAGGCACUACCUUCAAGACAUUUUGUCUUUUAUGGUUUUUGGCUGGGUCCGGGGCAUUUCACGUUCAACCAAAUGCACGAUUUUCAGUUGUCCGAGAUGACAGCGGCAUUCUUGGCAGCAGCAGGAGGGGCACUCUGACGACCAGGAAGGCUACUGAAAAAUCAGAUCAUGGAGGAAGUAAUCCCUUUUUUGCCGCUCAUCCCCCCUCCACAAAGUCCCGUCAUGGGUUUCUGGGAGGACUCUUCUCAGCCGGAGCUUCUCCCCAAAGAGCGGAGCAACGUCAUUGACUUGGAGCGAUUCCUAACCUCGGGUCAGAAGAAGCGUCUAAGCCAGCAAUUGGAUGCGCUGGAGAAGGACUCCGGCAUCAAGGUCCGCCUCCUCUGCCAACGCUACCCCGACACGCCGGGGCUGGCCAUCAAGGACUACUGGGGGCUGGACGAUAAAAGCAUCGUGGUGGUCGCUGAUAAGGGGCCAGCGAAUAUCAAGCAGGUGGCGACAAGAAACCUGCUCAAUUUCAACGUGGGGAGCGGUUUGCAGCUCUUGCUUCCUCCAGCGUUCUGGAACCGUCUCCGCUCUCAGUUUGGCUCCAUCUUCUACCUGCGUAGCCACGGCGACGACGAAGCCAUCAUCGCCACGAUCAACACGAUCGAUACGUGCAUUCGCCUCAAGGGCUGUGUCGACGUCCCCAAAGGGGCGGCGGAAGAAGAGGGGGUAUUCAGUUUCUUGAAGUAAUGUGGUAUAGGCGUUAUGUCUCUCGUGGAGGUGGAGCUUGGUGUUGUGAAGCACGUGAAAAAAUGAAGUGGUUCAAUAGGAGUGGAACCUGAAGCGUGAAGCUCAUCUUGGAGGAAACGAUUGCAAACCAAUAGAGAUAACUACGAUCGAGUACACGAGUAAUGCAAAACAAGCUAUGCUUUAACA
Molecule: messenger RNA, 986 nt
Organism: Nannochloropsis gaditana CCMP526
Exons: 4
Coding region: 237-800 (187 amino acids)
Source: RefSeq, a predicted model, not a curated record